Messenger RNA from Rhopalosiphum padi (bird cherry-oat aphid), 3847 nucleotides. Its product is annotated as serine/threonine-protein phosphatase 2A regulatory subunit B'' subunit gamma-like. Gene Ontology annotation, cellular component: centrosome; spindle. The record is from RefSeq and is a predicted model, not a curated record. Gene Ontology annotation, biological process: positive regulation of B cell differentiation; B cell homeostasis; T cell homeostasis. NCBI's taxonomy places the organism in Eukaryota, Metazoa, Arthropoda, Insecta, Hemiptera, Aphididae. The transcript is spliced from 10 exons. Bases 545 to 1912 code for a protein of 455 amino acids.
UUGGUGAAAUAUUGGUUAUAGUCAUGAUGUUACUAACGUUAACCAUGAUAUCAUCACCCGUUGAUGAUGUUGAUGUUUGAUGAAUGUGGAUGGUUACUGUUACGGCUUACGAGUUUCACAUACCACAGGCAACAGCAGGCUAAACAAUGUUGUUAUUAUUGUUAAUGUUGUUAUGGUGAAUUCGUAACCGAUUGUUCUUUUUAAUUGUAUGUUAUGCAAUGCUAUCAAUUAUUGAUAACGUUAAAAGACUGCAUUAAUAACUGAUAAUAGUGACAAAAUGUAUUUAUUUGAUUUUUUAAACUCAUGACAUAAUGUUAAUAAAUAAUAACUAAUAACUAUUAUAAGUACAUGGUCUUUAAUAACAACAAUAUUAAAAAUAUAUAGUUAUGAUCACCGACAGCUGGCAUUAACCAAUUGUGUUGACAGAAUCACAAAUGAUUACACGAUUACACAGCCAUAGAAUUUAUAUGAAUGAUGAAGCUUAAUAUAUUUCGUUUUGGAUUUUGAAUAAAUUAUUAUUUAUCAUUUAAAAGAUAAAUAAGCAAUGGAUUUCAACUAUGAAAAUUGUAUUAAAGAAGGAUUGAAAAAUUUGAAAAUUACAUCUACAGUUAAAAAUAAAAAUGAAGAAGAAUAUUUCAAAGAAGUCAUGCAGCAAGAUGUCACAGGAGUUAAUAUACUUAAGAGGUUAUCUGGUAAUGAUUUACCAACAUUUUAUAAACCUCAAGUUACUGAAGAAGCCAACAUUUUCAAAGCUCAACUAAGAGCUGAAGCACGAGGACGUUUUUUUGAAAGAGAGCUGUCAAGACUAUUGACUAGUGAAGAGUUAAAAUAUAUGUGGUCAUUGCUUCAAGAGCAUCAUAUACCAUUGAAUAAUUUUAUUCAUAACCAGUAUAUAAAUUAUAAAAAUUUUAUUCAAGUCAAACAAAAAUUAAGUGAUAAAUACAAAUCAUUUUUUAAUCCUAGUAUUUUUCUACAAUUACAAGACAGCAAGAUAAAAGGUAAUUUAUCAAUAGAUACAUUUUUCAAUUAUAUUAUGAAAAAAAUAUGGAUAGAUCAAACUAGAAAUGGACUUUCUCAGUAUGACUCAAGUGGUUGUGGUUAUCUAAGUGAAGCGGAUUUUGAAGCUUAUAUUUUAGAUCUCAUACCUACAUUAACACAAUUGAAGAAACUAGAAAAAAUGUUUUAUUCAUUUUAUUCAUGCAUGGUUGUUAGAAAAUUUUUUUUCUACUUGGAUCCUUUGCGAACUGGAAAAAUACGAAUCAUUGACAUUUUGUCUUGUGGUUUUCUUGAUGAACUAUUAGAGCUCAGAGAAGAAAAUUGGAGUAAAGAAUCACAGAAAAAAAAUUGGUUUUCUGUUCCGUCUGCUCUUCAUAUUUAUUCAUCAUAUUUAGAAUUAGAUAAAGAUCAUAAUGGAUUGUUAAGUCGCCAAGAAAUAACAGGGUAUAAAUCGGGUGCUCUCACAUCAGUAUUUUUGGAUAGAGUAUUCCAAGAUGCAUUUACAUAUGAUGGUGAAAUGGAUUACAAGGGUUAUUUGAAUUUUGUAUUAGCUACAGAAAAUCGCCAUGAACCUCAAUCUUUACGAUAUUUGUUCAGAUUUUUAGAUAUUAAAAAUCAAGGGUACUUGGAUUCUUUUACUAUCAACUAUUUUUCUAGGGCUGUUGCCGAAAGAUUACCAAAGGAGCAACAACAAAUGGUUUCAAUGGAGGAUAUAAAAGACGAAAUUUUUGAUAUGAUCAAGCCAGAAGAUCCAGCUAAAAUAACUUUAAAAGAUAUCAUACGCAGUAAAAUGGGUCAUAUAUUAGUGAAUAUUUUGAUUGAUUUCAAUGGAUUUUGGUCUUAUGAGUUCAGAGAAACUUUAGCAAAUAAUAGUAUUAGUGACAAUAACUUUAAUGAAAGUUUUGUUACACAUUAACACAUUAAUAAAAUAGGCACCUUGUUAUUAAUUAUAUAAAUUAAUAUAUGUUUAUUUAUGUUUAAUUUAUGUUAAUAAAUUAAUUUUUAACAACAUAAACGCCAUUGUUUAAGAUAUAUACUAAUAUACUUUUAUUUUAUCAAUUAAUAUAAUAUAAUAGUAUAUAUAUUUUUUUUAGUCAUUUUUAUGUAUUAAAAAUCUCAAUGUCAACCGUUAUAAAGUCUUACUAUUAAUUAUAAAUAGAGCGCGGAUUUAUAUGCAUUAAAAUAUUGAAAUAUGCAUGAAAAAUAAGAAUAUGCGUAAAAAAAUUAGCAAAAAUAAAUAUAUAUUUUAAACAUCUAAUUAAUACAAUAUAUUUUAAAUAAUUAACUUUCUAAGGAUACUUAUCUACUUUUUGUCAUUACUUUCAUUUUCUUUUUAUAUCUUAUAUGUAUUUUAUUUCCCCAAUUAUUAAUCUAAGGUCAUAUUUUGGAAAACUGUUUAUACCUACAAGUAUACCUAUUAAUUUAUUUUUGUUAUUAAUCAAAACUAUAAAAAUAUUAUACUUUUUUCUUAUAUUAUAAUAGACAAUAGUGUUUAUUUCAAAAAUAUCUAAAAAAAAAUAUAAAAAAAACAACUAAAUAUACAAUUAAAAUUGUAAAAUAAACCCCUAAAAUAGAAAAAUGUAUACACACUUAGCAUAUCAUGCGAUCAACCAAAAUAAAUAUACAAAUGCAUACAAAUCCUCGCUCUAAUUAUAAGCAUUAAAUAUACAUUUUUUUUUUUUUUUAAUAUUAAUUAUUUGUUAUAUUUAUUUGAAGUCUUUUUUGAUAAGUACUUUAAGAUCAUACUGAAUAUUAGUUUUUUUUUACAUACAUUUUUUUACAUUUUUUUACAUCACAUAAUUUACUUAAUUUAUGGCUUGUAGACAUGAUAAAACUGUACAAAUAUUUGACAAUACUAAAAAAAUAAAUAAAUAUAUAUUUUUUAAUGUAUAUACAAUAGACUGAAGAUAGCAAUUUAUUAUAAUGAUAUUAAUAAUAUCAAAUGUAUUAAUAUUUUAACUAUAAUACAUUGUUAUUUAAAUUUUAUUUAGUAACCUAUUUUUUAUACAGUCUGUAGUAUUUAAUUAACCACUCAUAAUUCAUAAAUUAUAAAUAAUAUAGUAAUUUAAUAGAAAAUAAGUUGUCUUGUGGGAAUACACCAUCCUUAAUACGAUUUAUAAUUCAUAAAUGUUUUGUUUACUUUUGACACAAAAUAAUGUUCUACAUUCAAAACUAAAAUAUGAUUACAGAAUUAUUAAACUAACAGCAAUACUCUUCUUGUAUUAAGUUUUUUUGUAAAUACAAAUUAAUAUUAUGUUUAUAUUCUGUCUGGGUCAAUUUAUAUUUUAUUGUUUAUAAUAUGUAUGUAUUUCUAUAUUAGGUAUGUUUAUUGUAUUGUAUACAAUUUUUGAAAACGCCAAUAUUGUUAUUUAUUACUAAUCAUUAAGAUUUUGACACUAGUUUAUUUAGUUAAAUACUAAAUUUAAUAUUGUAGAUGAUACAGUAUUAUAUAAUUUAUUAUUAUUUAUUUCAUUUAUUUUGAACCUCUACCAUUUCAUAUAAUUUAUACAUAAUGCUCUCAGCUCUGUAAGUUAAAAAAGAUUUCUAAAACGUUUGUUAGACCAAUGCCAUGGCAGAAACGUUUGUAAGUUCAAUAUUUAAUGUUUAUAAUUUCUGUAGCCAAUGGCGUAAUAUUAUACGCGGACAUUUGAAUGUUAAUUAUAAUAAAUACACCGCGGAUUAUAUGCAGUGAAAAUACUCUAUUAUAUGCAUGCAAAUAUGCAGAAUAAAAUACAGAAAUAUGCAUUGACUAUGUUAAAAUAUGCACUAAGAAUUAAAUUUAAAAACAAUAUGAAAAAGUUAUGAUGAUGAAAUUUAUUAACAAAAAAAAAUUAUUAUUUAUUAUAUUACA